Stylophora pistillata is the source of this 2886-nucleotide messenger RNA. RefSeq names its product immunomodulatory peroxidase. The record is from RefSeq and is a predicted model, not a curated record. NCBI's taxonomy places the organism in Eukaryota, Metazoa, Cnidaria, Anthozoa, Scleractinia, Pocilloporidae. Gene Ontology annotation, molecular function: peroxidase activity; heme binding. Gene Ontology annotation, biological process: response to oxidative stress.
GUUCCUGUUUCGAGCUAUAAGACCGAAAGGUUUUAAGCCGGAAAAGUCAGAGCUGUUUGGUUGUUCUAUUUCGAAGAACCAACUGAAUUGAAGACAACAUGGCAGGACGUUUACUCAGUGCUUUACUGCUUCUAUUGGUUCUGGGAUUAGAUCAGGGAUCCUCUUCUGUUUUAAAUGACCCAGACUGGUUAGGAGACACCUACAGCCCAGCAGACGUGACGGAUGACCUUGUCGAGCUGAAAGACCGGGGCAAGGAGCAGGUGCGAGAUAGCGUGCCAAUCAAUGUCUGUGAACAGAUCAAAGCUGAAUUCAAAGCCGUGGCGAAAAAAUCUAUGGUUGAAGCUAAAAAAGAAAAACUAAGGAGAAAGGCAGCAUCUAGUGCAGGUCUCAGAAAAUUCUUUCAGAUACUACAACAUCUUAAAAGAUCAGUGGUUGACGACGCGAAAGUGCUUAGGUCGUUACAGAACGAAGCUUGUGUCAAAUAUGCCAUACGAGACAUUUGUGCGACGAGGAAGGUUUUGGAUCUUUUAGGAAUACCUCCAAAGGGGAGACUCGCAGAAAAGAUAUGCAGGAAGAAGGUUAUUGAAUGUUUAGAGCACCGACCGUUAAAGGACAUUAAAUGUCCAGAUAAGUCUGAGGAGGAUGCCCGAUUUAGAACGAUUAAUGGAACUUGCAAUAAUGUGCGUUAUCCCUUUUUUGGAGCAGCCCAUACUCCAUUCAGACGAGUACAACCAGCUGAUUAUGAAGAUAUGGUCUCGUCACCUCGUGUGGCACAAAGUGGAGACAAGUUACCCAACGCGAGAAACGUGAGUCGUUUUGUCCAUGGCAGCAAUGCAGACCGCCAAAACCCUGAUUCUCCAAGGCUGACACACUUGGCCAUGAAUUGGGGUCAGUUUAUGGACCAUGACAUAACACUGGCAGAAACUCAAGGAGUUAUUUGUGAAACUGUGCCCUCUAUCGAGCCAGAGUGUUUCAACGUUGAGGUUCCGGCGGAUGAUGAUGUCUUCCAGAGGAGGGAAGUUAAAUUUUUCGAAGUGAUUCGAGAUGCUCCCCAUGAGUUUAAACCAGAGUGUUCUCCAGGACCAAGAGAACACACCAACAUAAUAACAGCUUUCAUCGACGCUUCCAACGUUUACGGCUCUAACGAAGAGGAGGCCGAAGAGCUUCGAGCUCCCGACGGUACAAUGAGAAUUAUGAAACCUACUCACGGCUGCCCUUUGGGUGAUCUCUUACCUGCAGAAACAGAUCCUGAGAUACCAUGCGUAUCAAGAGAUCCUAACAGACCUUGUUUCGUAGCCGGAGACGAACGUGUGAACGAGAAUCAAGGUCUUAUGUCAGUUCAUACUCUGUUCGUCCGGGAACACAACCGAAUAGCAGAAUUUUUUGGUAAAAACACAGAUUGGGAAGCAGAGCAGAUCUACCAGGAGGCCAGGAGAAUCGUUGGGGCGGAAUUACAAGUUAUUACCUACAACGAAUUUCUGCCACUGCUUCUCAGCCCCAAAGCUAUCAGAGACAACAAUCUUGCUCUGCUACAAGGAAGACAGUAUUUCAAUGGUUACAACCCUGGCGUAAAUGCCCAAGUGUCCCAAGCCUUUGCUGUGGCAGCUUACCGAUUUGGCCACAGUUUGGUUCAAGAGGAGUUUCUACGUUUUACUCAAGAGGGUUUUGAACACAAAUGCAGCAAAGAUUCUAUCUCAGAGUACUCUCCCAUCCCAGUACUGGACUUUGGUAAUCCAACCUACCUAUAUGAUAAGUGUAAUGGGGGUGUCGAUUCCAUCUUUAGAGGCCUGGUGAAGAGUCCCGCAGCCAAAGUUGAUGGGCGUUUUUCAAGUUCUGUACAUGAAAACCUGUUUCGAGGCCCCGGUGACUUGUCCGACCUCAUAUCCAUCAACAUCCAAAGAGGACGCGAACGCGGAGUGCCUUCAUACACGACAUAUCGAAACACGUUUUGUAAAAUUACACCAGCAGUGAACAGCUUCGAAGAUCUGAAAAAGGGUGGAAUUGGCCAAAAAGAUAUAAAUAGCUUGAAGUGCCAGUACCAGUCAGUACAGGACAUCGAUCUUUUUGUAGGAGGAAUGUUGGAGCCUGCAGAUUCAGAGGGAGGAGCACUAGGGAAAACUUUUCAGUGUUUAUUAACCGAGCAGUUCAAACGCCUACGAGUGGGUGACCGCUUCUGGCAUGAAAAUGCGCCGAACCGAAAACUGAACACUGAUAAAACAGCUUUCACGCGUUCCCAACUGCAAGAAAUAAGAAAAGUCACACUGGCCAAAGUUAUCUGCGAUAAUUCUGAGAAUAUCCCUUCUAUCUCCCGGAGGGUAUUGCAACAGUCAAAGAUACUCGUCGAUUGUAACAAGCUGCCCGAAAUGGACCUGAAUGUAUUUACACCAGAUUUUAGAUGCCGACGGAAAAGAGCCACGGGUGACGCUCCAGACCUUGAGGAUGAAAAUGACGAAGGAUCGAAUUAGUAACCUGUCCAUGAACAUGGAAUAAUUCAUCGGCUUCUUGGUUCCGUUUCGAGGAUUUGUACUAUAUGGAUUCAGUCUACCGGUGUUUCAUGUUUUAAGCUUGAUUUGCGCAAGAAGUAGAUAGCGGUUUGAAGAGUCAAAAUCUUGAAAUGGAGUAGAAGAAUUUUCGUGGUUAUAGCAUAUUUAGAAAACGUAACGCUUCUGUGUAGCUGGCUGAACUUACCGGGGAUGGCGCCUUAUUUUUUACCAGUUAUAGCCUAAAGAUAUAUUGCCGUUGGUGUAUCUGAGAGGCAUUAAGCUGUCGUUGUUGUUAUUGUUUGUUUCAUGUGUAAUUUCAACAAGGCCAUCUAGGUCAACUAUGUUGGAAGCCUGCUGUAUUUUGCUUUAUUUAUUGGGGUAGUAAACUUUAUUGAUGCAUCAA